AUGCGGACUUCUCCGAGCAGGCAGCCUCACCAGCCACCCCUGCUCUACCAGCCUCACCAGCCACCCCUGCUCUACCAGCCUCACCAGCCACCCCUGCUCUACCAGCCACCCCUGCUCUACCAGCUUCACCAGCCACCCCAGCCUCACCAGCCACCCCUGCUCUACCAGCCUCACCAGCCACCCCUGCUCUACCAGCCACCCCUGCCUCACCAGCCACCCCUGCUCUACCAGCCUCACCAGCCACCCCUGCUCUACCAGUCCUACCAGUCACCCCUGCUCUUCCAGUCUCACCAGCCUCCCCUGCUCUACCAGCCACCCCUGCUCUACCAGCCUCACCAGCCACCCCUGCUCUACCAGUCCUACCAGUCACCCCUGCUCUUCCAGUCUCACCAGCCUCCCCUGCUCUACCAGCCACCCCUGCUCUACCAGUCUCACCAGCCACCCCUGCCUCACCAGUCUCACCAGCCACCCCUGCUCUACCAGCCACCCCUUCUCUACCAGCCUCACCAGCCACCCCUGCUCUACCAGUCUCACCAGCCACCCCUGCUCUACAAGUCUCACCAGCCACCCCUGCUCUACCAGUCUCACCCCUGCUCUACCAGUCUCACCAGCCACCCCUGCUCUACAAGUCUCACCAGCCACCCCUGCUCUACCAGCCACCCCUGCUCUACCAGUCUCACCAGCCACCCCUGCUCUACCAGCCACCCCUCUCACCAGCCACCCCUGCUCUACAAGUCUCACCAGCCACCCCUGCUCUACCAGCCACCCCUGCUCUACCAGUCUCACCAGCCACCCCUGCUCUACCAGCCACCCCUGCUCUACCAGCCACCCCUGCUCUACCAGCCUCACCAGCCACCCCUGCUCUACCAGUCUCACCAGCCACCCCUGCUCUACCAGUCUCACCAGCCACCCCUGCUCUACCAGUCUCACCAGCCACCCCUUCUCUACCAGCCUCACCAGCCACCCCUGCUCUACCAGCCUCACCAGCCUCCCCUGCUCUACCAGCCUCACCAGCCACCCCUGCUCUACCAUUCUCACCAGCCUCCCCUGCUCUACCAUUCUCACCAGCCACCCCUGCUCUACCAGCCUCCCCUGCUCUACCAGCCUCACCAGCCUCCCCUGCUCUACCAGUCUCACCAGCCACCCCUGCUCUACCAGUCUCACCAGCCUCCCCUGCUCUACCAGCCUCACCAGCCUCCCCUGCUCUAA
Oncorhynchus masou masou (cherry salmon) is the source of this 1209-nucleotide messenger RNA. RefSeq lists its product as uncharacterized. Bases 1 to 1209 code for a protein of 402 amino acids. The transcript is spliced from 2 exons. The record is from RefSeq and is a predicted model, not a curated record. NCBI's taxonomy places the organism in Eukaryota, Metazoa, Chordata, Actinopteri, Salmoniformes, Salmonidae.